Messenger RNA from Pyrus x bretschneideri (Chinese white pear), 1975 nucleotides. RefSeq lists its product as uncharacterized. The transcript has 5 exons. Bases 715 to 1071 code for a protein of 118 amino acids. Lineage: Eukaryota; Viridiplantae; Streptophyta; Magnoliopsida; Rosales; Rosaceae. The record is from RefSeq and is a predicted model, not a curated record.
CCAUCUGACGAAAAGGACCCUUUUGACGCGAAGGAAACCACGGACCCAAACCCCCAAUCUCACUCUUCCUCUCUCUCUUCCUAUUUCAGCGACGUCAAAGCCAGCCUCAGGCAACACCAACAGCAGCAACAAUCGCCGCCGCCGCCGGAACAGAGUAGACCCACUCCUCAAGAUCCGUCAUGUACAAACCCUUCCCCAUCCGGGACCUCCAAAGUUGCUUCCUUGGAAGAAAUCCGCAAAAACCUCUCCGAGUUUCGGCGCCGAUCCUCCGUGCCGGACCCCACCGAAUCAGGCCCUGCAUUUUCGCAACAUUCUUCUACGGCUUCAGAUUUCCCACAGCAAAUCUCUUUUCAAGAGCUCUACAAGAGAAAUGUGCUUGACAAGGCCGAGGCGGCAAUGCCGAUAGUGACCGGAAGCUCUCUUUUGAUACGAUUCGAGAGAGUUUGAGGAAGAUAAAUAAUCCCAGUGUGCAAAAUGAUAGGAAGGACCCUUCGUCAUUGUCGCAGUAUACGGAGAGUUUGCGCCAGAAGCUGAACCAGCCGAAUGUGAUCGGAGGGAUUUACGGGAAAGAUUGGUGAAGUUGCAAGGGUCGGACCAGGAAAAGGCAAAGAAACCAUCAACAGUACAGAGAAUUGAUAGUCAGCCUUCAUAACAACCCAUAGUACGCACGACUGCCUUGUUAUCACUUGAGAGCUCUUAUUGAGUUAAUGUUGUAUGCUAUCUGUUGGAAAGUAUUUCCAUCCAGAUAACAUGUCUUCUGCAGAAAAACUGAAGCUUGAGCUUGCCAAAGUUAGAGAUGAGUUUAAAAUGUCAGAGUCGGAUUGUGGUUCUGCUCGAGUUCAAGGUUUUCAGUUGACUUGCAAACAAUCUUUCAAUCUCCUUUCACCCAUAACAAAUUUGUUAUCGUUUGAAAGUUUUCUUCCUUUGUGCUGUCACAUUAUACUAUUCCUGGAGAAGAAAAAGGGCCAUUUGUUGAGCUGGAGUACUGCCAAAAUGGUUUUCUUUGCUUGGUCUUUGGUGUGGGGUGUCUUCACCUUUGAAAUUUCAGGAAGUGGAGGUCUUCUUAGGUAAAUAUUUUGUAUCUGAAAAAAAUUGCUAGGAAUCAGUUGACCACUUUCUGCUAUACUUGAGUUCAGAGUUGUGUACUUUCCUCUUCUUCUAUGUGGUUCAGUUGGUUAUGUCUGGCUCAAUAAAAGGUUUUCUUUGGCAGACGGCUCCCUUGUGUAUAUGAAGAGAAAGAAACAGUAGACAUUUUUAGAAUAUGAUCCCAAUUGGGGUCCUUUAAGCAUUCCAACCUGCACAGAACAAUUGUUAAGGUCUCCAUUGAAGGGGAGAAAAAGAAUAAGUCGAAACUGGGAUUUGUUAUUUUAGCUGUUAAACGAGUUAAAAUGGUUUAUGGCUUAGAACUUAGUUAAAGAGAAAAAAUCUUCAACCCUAUACCCCUUUGCUGGGGAAAAAUAAAGUGUUUAACUGUGCUGAAAUUAGUACGUUCAUAGCAUGUUUACCCCUUCUAACACAACUUGAAGGUUAAUAAACAUUUUGUUAUUUUGGUUGCUCUGCAGUGGCACAACUGACGACAAAAAUCAAGCAUCUACAGUUCUUCACCGCUCACUUCAUCCCUCUGAGGUCAAACUGCCGCUGCCUGCCAAGUUCAAUAUCUGUAGGCUGGGACAUCUUUUUCCGAUCAUAGCCAACGCCUCAUCAUCGAUUCCGGAAUACAUCCAACUCAAUACCUUCAACUUGGGAAGUUCAAACUCAAGGAGUAAACAAAGGUUCUUCCUCACUCUACCAUUUAUCAUCAAUUCCCUAAUCUCAGAGCAUCUCUUCAGUACUUGUACAAUGCCGCUUUCUGUAACUCCCUUGCAGCCGCGCAAAUCGAGCACUUCCAAAUUGGGGAAAGUAGAUGCAAGACUUGUCAAAAAGGCAUUGUCUAUUGAGCUAUUUUGAGCCAAGUUCAGAGAUUUGAUUUGAUUGU